AAAGAAUUAAAGUAUAAAAAUUAUUUACGAAGUUGAUGACCUUUAAAACGCGUCAUCGCAGUCUGUAAAAAAAGGUCCUUGACUUUUUUUCUUUAGAAUUGUGAGAUAACCUCGGAAUUGCGAGGAAAAAAGAUCAGAAUUGUGAAAUAAAAAGUCAGUUACCUUUCUUAAUUUUUAUUCGUGACUGAAACAAGCUUCCCAUACUUGAAACAAAUUGGGAAUCUGGUCUUUCACGAAACAAUAACAAACAUUCGCAAAUCCAUUCGUUUCAUUACAGAGCAGAGGAGGAUGCUUUUGAGCAGCGCUCCACCUGCAGGUUAAACCGAGAACUGCCAAUCCGGAGCGAGUGAGUGCGGGCGGGGGAUGGAAGAGCAUCAAGCAGAUUAACUGUGGGGGAAAAGGACAGACGCAGCAUUGUCUGUUUACAUCGAUAUCAUUUAUGUAGAUUACUGUUAACUAGUGCGUGAUAGCUGAUUUACAGAGGCAGUAUUUCGUAAGCUUAAUGAAUACACGCGAUGGCGACCGAAUGCGACCAAGAAGCAGUUUUAUAUUUCAUAAAGGAGAAGGGAGGGCGCGUGAAGAACGUGGAUUUAACGGAUCAUUUUCGAGCGACAAUCCCCAAAGAUCCUGCGUUAAAACAAGUGGCAAAGGAAGCCUUUAAACGGUAUGUAGACAGUGUGGCUUACGUUAAAGAGGAAAAUGGCGAGAAAUACGUUUGCCUUAAAAAGAAAUUUAGGCGUUCAAACGAGAAGAGUGACAGAAAUGGUCCAGCCGAUGAGCUCAAAUCCCAUGAAGAAUAUGAGGCCUCUGCCAGCAAAAGUGGAGUAUAUGAAGGCAUGUUACCUGGCUCAGGUUACGGAACUACAAAUGCGGGAGGUGCAAAAUCACAGCCGGAUAUUUCUGUCAAGUUUUCAGUGGGUGUGAACGGCAGAACAGAAUCUGACAUGGGGAAUUCAAGCAGCAGCACGGCGGAGGACAAAACUGGUUUAAGUCUGAAAAUAAACCAAUCACAGGCGGCAGAUAAAAGCCCAAGACCCGAGAUAUCAGUGAGAGAGAAUGAGGGAACUGCGUGUAUUUCGGCAUGUGAAGCGAAAGACGAAUCAAAGGAUGAGGCUGGAAAAGAAAACACACCUGGGCAGGUCAAUAAUUUGACAGAUGACUCCAUCAGCAACAGCCGGAAGCAUUUCGCCCAGGCUUUGGUGAACAGUUCACCGCAGGUUCGUCGCAGCGGAGCUCUGAGAAACUCCGUUUAUCUCUCGGGAAAGUGUAGAGACUGCCCGCGGCCUGACGGCGACUAUGAGCCUGCGUCGGUGACGCUGGAGCCGCUGGAACACGACUGGAUGAUGUGCGCGUCUGACGGACACUGGGAGAGUCUCCAUCGGUUGCUCGUUAGAGAUCCCAGCCUCAUAACUAGGAAAGACUUCAUUACGGGAUUCACCUGUCUGCACUGGGCUGCAAAGCUCGGGAAACACGAACUGAUUGUAAUGCUUGUCAACUUUGCCACAGAACAUCAGAUCGCUCUGAACGUCAACGCGCGUUCCAGCGCGGGCUACACACCUCUCCAUUUAGCGGCGAUGCAUAAUCACCUCGAGGUCGUCAAAUUGUUAGUCGGAGCGUUUGACGCCGAUGUGGAGGCUCGAGAUUACAACGGAAGAAAAGCGUGCCAGUACCUUAAGAGUGACAUUGCGCAAAACAUUCUGGACAUCGUGGGCGCGUGCGUGGAAUCUGACAACGUGGAUGUUGGAGAUUCGGGUCGCUGGAGAUUGUCGAGGGUCAUUCAGUCCAAUUUCAGACCUCUGAAACCACUAAACCACAACAGCAGCGAAGAGGACGCACGAGACGGCAGCGGCGUGACCAGACAGAAAUCUCUCCUCAGGAAAUCUUCCUUUACUAAAAUGAGACCGAGUCUAAAUAAAAUCCGCCUCAGGUCGCAGAUAGUGCACAGCACUUCUCUCCUAGAUAGAUUUGAGAAAGAUUCAACAGAAGAGCCUCCACACCUCUUAAGACCCAAAUCAACCCUUUUUGGGUGACACUAAGAAAAGGUUCUAUAUGGAACCUUAAAAUAUUCCUUCAGGCGCUUCACAUAGAACCUUUUGGGGGUUCCCAUCAUGGGAUCACUUUAUGGAUUUAGUUUUAAUUAAUUUUGAUGUAAUUCAAUUUUAUGAAUUAAGCAGCUCAUAAACAUUCAUCACUAGAAAAACUGAAAUAACGCAUUAAACAGUUAUAAAGUAUUAUGCAAUAAUUUAAGACAUUUCUUCUUAUAUCGAACCUUUUGAGUCAAGAACCCAAGAGUUCUAUAUAGAACCACACUGAACAGCAUUUGCUCACUGGGGGCUUUUUUAUAUCCUGUUUUGCACAGUAUGGAUUAUGAUACUGAAUUUUAAAACGGUAAAACAUUAUGGUGGUCUGAUUUAUUAAGUGUUAAGCAAGGGAUACAAUGUAACAUUUUUGUCCUUAUUACAGGUUUUCAUUUUGUUAAAACUGCAUUAGAAGAGUAGCACAACUAGGUAGUGUCCUGAACAGUUAAAGGUGCAGUAAGCAAUUUCUGAGAAACACUGUUUAAAGUGGAUUGGACCGAGCACCAAAACACACUUGUAGCCAGUUAGCAGUAAGGGACAUGAUUUGCGCAUCCUCGUUUCCUUUCCUCGUGUCUUAGCUCCACCCCCUUAGGAUGCGAGGGAAGGAUACACCUGUGUGUCCUUGCUCAUGGCUCCUUAGGAAGUGUCCUCGCUCCUCAUUCCUCGCGGUACAAUUAGAGAAUUGAGAUGUCCUUCAAGAUGGCGGAGUACGGUCGGUUUCCAGGUCAUGGGCUGAAGUACUGAGGAGCAAGGAAACAAAGAAGCAUCAAUUUUAGUAUUGAGAAGCACCCAUACAUUCAUGAAGGGGGAGGUGCCUGUGUUGCAUAGCAUGUUUGUGAAUUUGGGGGCGGAGCUAUCAAGAUAGGGGUGUGAUCCUUUUGGGAAGGGGCAUAUUUGUUUUGGUGAUUUCAAAUGUAAGCAUUUUGCUUACUGCACCUUUAAUGUAAAAUUGUGAGAUAUUCUAAACAUAUCUAUAAGUAUUUGUGUAUGGGGGGGGGGGUGAUUUGUAAAAUAUAUAUAUUGUUUUUCACAAGAAAUACUUUUUGAUCCACCAGACAGAUCUGAUGCUUAGAGGACCUUUUAACAGUUUUUGUGAUGUGUUAAUAAAACCAUCAUUGUAUCAAACAGUAUGAUAUUUCUUGCACUUUUGAUUUUCAGUGGUCUAAAGACUUCACUGUCAUGUACUUGCAGGCUUUAUUUCGCAGAAGGAAACUGCUUUAUAGUGACACACCAUUGCUAUAUUCAUUUAAAUAUAAUGAGAAGCCUUGAAAUGUGAAUACCGGAUGCACUGUUUUUGUGAUUAUUUUAAUAUGUUUAUGAUAUUCAAGGGUUGCGGAACAAUACUUUUUAUUUAUUUUUUAGUAUUUGUAUUUCCGAUUCAGGGACUUUUGGGCUCAAGACACAAAGAAUCAAAUUUUCCUUGAUGCUUUUUGACAUGUAGUGUAUUGUACUAUAACAACUGUAUAGUUUGAAGCUAAACUGCAAGGAUGCCUCAUUCUGUGUUUUCAUUUCAUUGUGACAUCACUAUGGGCCUUUUUGUCAUCACAGGGCAACACAUUAUUGGCUAAUUUUACAUCAUGACCUCCUUGACCCGCCCACGUCUGCCCAUGUAGGCAGGGGCGGACUGGCCAUCUGUGUGAUCUGGAGAAUCACAGAACAGCCGGUAAUCCAGGACGGCCGGCGGGCCGGCCCACCACCCGCCACACACGCAGUCAUCAUCUGUUUUUCCCCCCCACUAAUCUGUUUCACACUCCAGUACUGUAGGUGGCAGCAAUGCACCUUUAAGUUGGAUGCCAGCUGCACUGGCCGUGGCCGCCAAGUAACCAGCAAAGACUUUAGCUCAGUGGUCUCAAACUGCCGGCCCGCGGGCCAUUUACGGCACGCCUACCACCUCUACCCGGCCCGCAACUUAUCUCAAAAAUAAAACAUAAUCCGGCCCGCUAAAUUAUUAUUAUUAUUAUUAUUAUUAUUCUCUAGUUGCUACCUGUCUGAUAUGCAAAGAAAAAGUCGCCGCUCUAAGGGGUAUUCACAUAUCGCGUCACAUAAGCGGCCGCGCCGCAUUCUCCUUUCCAAUGUGCUUUCGCUCCAGUGGCGACUGCCGUUGCUAUGCAACCAUGAGCCGCGCUCUCAAUCGCUUAUAUUAUGAGCGUGCUUGCCUAAAUUACAGUAAAAGCACUCGACUUUAAGUCAUGAGCGCCGAUUUAAACCACCGAAACGCGUCCGAUGCAGCCAUUAAACGUUACCGAUGCUCAAACGGCAUCUUGGACAAA
Messenger RNA from Megalobrama amblycephala (Wuchang bream), 4348 nucleotides. It is a transcript of the gene sowahcb, whose product is annotated as sosondowah ankyrin repeat domain family Cb. The transcript has a single exon. Gene Ontology annotation, molecular function: protein binding. The record is from RefSeq and is a predicted model, not a curated record. The coding region runs from base 516 to 2030 and encodes 504 amino acids. Lineage: Eukaryota; Metazoa; Chordata; Actinopteri; Cypriniformes; Xenocyprididae.